UCGGUAUGUUGUAUACAUGCAUAUACCUAACUAGCCUCUACCGGCUUGUGACGUACUGAGGACAUCAUAGAUCGACAUCGCUUGCGCGGGGGAAUGCGUCCAUAGGAUUCUCGGCCAUUGCCUACUACAGGUAUCCACCUGGUCGUCAACCAAUUGUGGCCAUGCGAAUACAGCUGCAAUUUGCAAUAACCGAGGCUGCUUCUCCCAUAUAUACUAUAUAAGUGCAUAUGACGACGACAAGCUUCCCGGCUUCCGGCCAAGCUUUCCUACCAAGCUUCCAAGCUUCCAAGCUCCCCCCAGCUUGCCGGCCACGAGGCUCCGUUUUGUUCUGUACCAAGCUUGAUUUCCGAGAGGGCUUGCUUUGGGCCCCUCUAGUAGGUAGAUGUGAAUUUUGCCUGAUCCUGCCGACCUUCACCUAAACACAGCACGUUUGCAUCAACCUUAGGAUUCGUAUAUACCUGCCCGGUAUAAUGCAUCAACCUGGAGGCAUUCAAAAGGUCUCUGGUCUGGUUCGCAAAGUACCCUUCCGCCCCCCACAAACAUCUAGAGACUGUGCCUAAGAUGGCGCCGGUGGUUAUCUUGAUACGCCAUGGUGAAGCUUUACAUAAUAUUCUACAUGACUGGGAGUUGCCUGACCCGGACCUGACCGAGAAGGGCGUAGAGCAAUGCAAAGCCCUGAUGGCAGAGCUGGAGCCAAAUCUGCCCUUCGCCCAGGAAGAGUGUCGUAUAGUGGUAAGCCCCCUGAGACGGACGUUACAGACUGUCCACCACGGCCUCCAGUGGCUCCGAGACCGCGGGGUCCCCGUCGAGGUCCGUGCCGAAUGGCAGGAAACCACGGACAAUCCUUGCGACAUUGGCAGAGAGCCCUCAUCCAUCAUGAGCGAAUGGCCCGAUUUUGACUUCUCGGGCCUGGACCCCAUUUAUCCCCAGAAGAUUGACUUGUACGAAAACUCAGAAGAGGCUUUUCAGAAGAGGGCGUCGCUUGUUAAGCGCUGGCUCUUCAGGAGGCCUGAGAAGUGCGUCGUCGUCGUCACGCAUUCGGGGUUCCUCAAAAGGGUCGUUCAAGGACCCAAGUUCAGGAAUGUGGAGUACAGGAUGUAUGAACUAGUCGAGGGCACGGAGGAUCUGGAGCUCAGCGAGAUCAGCAGAGGAAAGGCCUCAGCGAAGCAGACAUAAAGGAAAGAAAGGAUCCCAUCCCGUAGUGAAAGUUUACGUGGGCACGUCCCAGACACGAACGUGGGAUGGGUUCAGAGCAUUCGACACAUGUGGGCAGGUCAAGAUGUUGGGAGGGAGAGGGGGACCAUACGGCAAUAUGGAGCAUUGGCAUACACCACGGGGUGCUGAAGCGCGCGGUGCCUCUGUUCAUAGUGGUUGCAUCGCAUCGCAUCACUUCCGGAACGAGAAACCUGCAGCUUUUGUGCUCCAAGACGAAUGCGACGAAACGAAACGAUGCUUCAUUCUCAUGACUAGAUCCAUAACAGCCAAGGCGGCCCAGCGGCCAGAACGUUAUCACGACAACAAUACACCAGCCACUCGGCCUGAACAUGAGAAAUGCCGUGCGUUACGUGCAGUGGCAGACGUCGUCUGUACGAUCUCGGAUGCUACCUAGGGGGUUUGUGAUGUCGCCGAUAUUUACCAUGGGGACCCGAUGUCAGAGUACAGGUAAGUAUGUAUCGAGUCCCCUCAAACGAACGGCAUAUUGCGAUCUUGCACUAGACUCGGCUGUACAGACGGUGAGGGGAAAGCCGUCUCUGAGCAAUCAGGUGAUGUAGAGAAUCGGACGUGCUGUCGAAUGUGAAGAGGAGAGAACAGAGAAAGGGGGGAGAAAAAAAAUAGGAAAAGAAAAGGCGAAGGGGUG
Messenger RNA from Durotheca rogersii, 1858 nucleotides. Its product is annotated as phosphoglycerate mutase-like protein. The transcript is spliced from 4 exons. Gene Ontology annotation, cellular component: cytoplasm. The record is from RefSeq and is a predicted model, not a curated record. Bases 562 to 1176 code for a protein of 204 amino acids. Gene Ontology annotation, molecular function: phosphatase activity. Lineage: Eukaryota; Fungi; Ascomycota; Sordariomycetes; Xylariales; Xylariaceae.